Molecule: messenger RNA, 2135 nt
Organism: Drosophila eugracilis
Lineage: Eukaryota; Metazoa; Arthropoda; Insecta; Diptera; Drosophilidae
Exons: 8
Coding region: 60-2135 (691 amino acids)
Cellular component (GO): extracellular region
Molecular function (GO): chitin binding
Source: RefSeq, a predicted model, not a curated record
AGUUUGAAGGCUCUGGGAGUACUGAAAGCUCUUCAGAGGAUGAGGCUUAUGGUUUAAUUAUGGGCAAUCUAAGCCUUUGUGGCAACGUGUCGGAUAAUGUUUUUCUGCCUUUUGUGGGUGACUGCAAUAGGUACUAUCUCUGCCGUUCCGGCCAAGCCAUCGAACUGCAGUGUGAAUGGCCCUAUCAAUUCAAUGCCAAGACGCAGAGCUGUGUCAAUCCCGGCGAGGCUGAAUGUUUACCCACUUGCGAAGACUUCACUUUCAGCACCUUUAGUUAUCAGAGAACCUGUACUAAGUACGUGCUCUGCUACUAUGGGCAUCCUGUUCUAAGGGAAUGCCAGGAUGGCCUUCAAUACAACUCUCAAACAGAUCGCUGUGACUUCGCCCAGAACGUGGACUGUGUGGAAUCCGAAUGUUCCAUCUACUACAAUGCCUAUCACCUGCAAUAUGUGCCCAGCAAGGUGUCCUGCGAGAAGUAUUUCCUCUGCGGCAAUGGAAUUCCAAGGGAGCAGACCUGUGCUCCUGGUCUGCAUUUCAGUACCCAUUGUGAUUGCUGUGAUAUUCCAUCGAAAGCGGAGUGUCAGAUUCCAACGGAACAGAGGAAAGCUCGGCAGUUUUCACGUCUUUUGCCCAGAACUACUGACGGAAUCUGUCCCCCUAAUGGUGUCCAUUUCUAUGCCCAUGAGUCUCGCCAGGAUGCCUAUUAUUAUUGUGUGGAUGGACAUGGCUUGGUUCUGGACUGCUCGCCGGGUCUGUGGUACGAUCAGGAGGUUAAAGAGUGUCGUGAACCGCAGAAUCAUUGGAUCUUUAUUUUAAGCCAGUCUAAGCCAGGUCUAGGCCCCUACAAACUGUGGUUCCCGGCACUCUCCGCGCUUGGCAUCAAAAACCAGACCAGGUGUGCAAUCCAAGGUAACUCCAUGACCAUUCAGGCAGUAGUAAUAGGCAUCCUCACGCUUCUGAUGGGCAAUGAAAUGGGCACCCUCCAAGGGACACUCAAUAUUAUCCACACAGUCCACAUACUGUGGAUAGUCACAACGAUCGGUGUUGGCAUUGUACUGCAGACCAUCGGAGCACUGACGGAUCACGGGGGUACCAUCGAAACAGAGGACGUACUUGGUGCAGGUGCGAUCGUAGCAGAAGGAGCCCAGACCACGAGACUUACAAGAUGGGAUGCAUUGGACCUCCUCAAUGUGAAGUGGCUAAUAAGUGCCGGUCUAGUGUUGGUUCUUCUGAUGGUCCCACGGAUUCAGGCCGACGAAGAUCUUGUGGAAGCACCCGGUCCAGACGAAAGCCUCGAAGAAGAAGAUGUUAAGGAAGAGGAUAUAUAUGAUAUGUACACCAACACCCAGAUCGACGUCUGCAAGAAUGUUGCCGAUGGAGUUCAUCUGCCCGUUGUGGGAGAUUGCUCUAAAUUUAUCGAGUGUGAAAACAACACAAUAAAGAAAAUGGGCAGCUGUAUAGAUAUUGCUAUGAGCAACCCAGACGCGUGUACAAAUGCGACUGAGUGUGAUUUUAGAUAUGAUCCUGUCCUUCAGGUGUGCACCAAUAAGAAGGUGCAGUGCCUGCCCACCUGCAAGUCGUUUCAAUUGAGCAGCUUCUGCUAUGACAAUACCUGUACUAAGUACGUUCUCUGCUACUAUGGUAAGCCAGUACUACGAGAAUGCCAGGAUGGACUUCAGUAUAACAACGUAACGGAUCGUUGUGAUUUUCCGGAGUAUGUGGACUGUGUGGCCAACGACUGUUCGGCCACUUUCCAGCCGCAGGACAUCAUUUACCUGCCCAGCAAAGCCUCUUGCAGCAAGUAUUUUGUCUGCUCCAAUGGUCAUCCUUGGGAGCAGGAGUGUGCACCCGGCUUGGCCUACAAUCCCGAGGGCAAAUAUUGCGAUUUCGCUAAGAAUGUAGAGUGCACGAUUGAUGCUGCUGCCCGGAAUAUUAUUCCGUAUUCCCGAUCUCCCAUGCGUCGUGCCGACAUUAAGUGCCCCCAAUCGGGAGUUCACUUCUUUGCCCACAAAUCCCGCCGGGAUGCCUACUACUAUUGCGUCGAUGGCAGUGGAGUUACACUAGACUGCACUCCGGGUCUUUUCUACGAUCCCAAGGUGCAGGAGUGCCGCAGACCGGAAUAUAUUGGUUUCUAA